AUGGCCGCCACCGGCGGGAGCGGAGUAGGGAGUGAGCCAGCCAUGGCACCACCUCACCACUCGUCGCCAGAGGCUAGCCCAGGUCGUGGUCCGUUUGAAAGAAGCGAUACACCGCCACAGACCAACUGGCCCAGCUCACGCGAGCGUACUCUGAGUGACAACAGCACCAUCGUACUGCUGGCCUUGGAGGCGAUCUGGGCGCGAGCCCAGCAAUUGCACCACGAGCUUCUGGACUAUCAGCACCAGCAGCAGCAAACGCAUGAGGGCCACAGUGUAUUUUGGACGCCCCACCCCAAUCGUUCAGCCCUUUUGUCUGAAAUUGACGAACUCGAAACGGCUGCCGUGGAGCUCGAGCCAGCCAAGGAGUUGGGGCCGCUGCGUGCAGAGGGUGUCCAAAUUCAGCUCGACAUUUUCAGACUGUGCACGUCUUGUCGAGAAGAAUUAGCCAUGCCCCUGGAGCCCGUGCUAGAUGAAGAUGCCCCUGCUGACAGCGCAACCCCGCAAGCUGCAUCGUUGACGCAUGCGCCCGCCCAACCAGAGUCCCCACACGUUGGCGUGGAUCAAGCCAGUCCAGCGUCAUCCACCCCGCUACUUGUCCAUCAGAGGGAGCCGCCAUCAAGCUUGCGCGCGGGCUUUGAAGCCGCUCCAAAUAUGUUGCGAAGUGAAAGCAGCAGUGGUCCUGUCGCCCCGCGUCGCUCCAUUCACGCCAAUCUAGCCAGCGGUUUCGUGCAGGCGAUUCUCGAAAAGCAGUUUGCUGACGGUGAAUCUCACGCCGCUUUCUCCACAUUGGCACGCCAUCUAGCUGAUGCCUGGGCGCGUAUCCGACACCUGCCUCUGGCGCGAGUAGCUCAUGACUUGGAGGAAGUCAAUGUGCGCACACUGGCUGACCUUGCCACCCUCAGUAGUUCACAGCUACAGUCUCUCGUGACCUCCUUUGGCAUGGGCGGCAGUGCCGCCUCCUCAGCCUCGUCAGUUCCAAAUGAGCCCGUACACCCAGACACUGGCGCAAGCUCGCAUCCAGGCCCUGCUUCGCACACGCGUACUGAUACGCCCUCAACUGCGGCAAGAUCUGGGCAACGUGCCGAUGGCCCUGCCACUAGCACACGCUCUGUGAGCAGCGGGGGCGCCAGUGCCUUUCUCCACGCUCGACUUUUAUCGCUUCUGGACCGCGGUGUGGUGCAGUGCUUGCCCCACCAGAUUCUCGGGAAUGGACGCUUUGGUUAUGUGUAUCGCUGCGAGGUGAACAACCAGCCAGCAGCGCUCAAGAUGGUUCAAGUGGGCACGGAAGCAUCUGCCUUUCCAGCCACGAUGCGUGUUGUCGAGGAAGCCAAGCAUCUCAUGGCCCUGCGGCAUCCCAACAUCCUGGGCUACCUCGAUGUCUUUGGUCACCAGGUGCCCAUGGGCGGCGGCAACUUUGUAUGCAUCCUCAUGGAGUUGUGCGAUCUGGGCACGCUGGCAGACGCUGUUUUUGAGGGCCGCAUCGACUUUGGUGGGAUGGUGGAUGCCAUCCGACAGAUUGCCGCUGCUCUUGCCUAUGCCCAUGGCCAAGGUGUAGUUCAUGCAGACAUCAAACUCGAAAACGUGCUGGUGCGGCGAGGACCGGAACGCGAUGUUGUUAAAGUUGGAGACUGGGGAAUCGCUCGGCGCGAGCCUCUCUCCAUCUGUGCACCGCCCCUGCACAAUGUCACCGAAGAAACGUUGCUCUCCGAUACCGAGCGGGCCCUGUUCACCUACGACCAUGCCGCCCUCCUCCCCGAGCCCAGUCGAGGUGAUACGCCCGUGUCGCUGCUCUCGGCCUCUGACCGUGCCCUCGCAGCCGCAGCCACCGCGGCGCGGACUCGCACACAGGCCUCACGGAUUGACAGUCAUGGACCAGGCCGGGACGCAGGUGCAGCGCAAGGCCACGGCCAUCCACUCUCAACGCCACGCGGCACCGUGUGUUACCAGCCGCCAGAAGCGUUUGACUUUCAGCUUUUCCACGAAGGCUUUCGGUGGGCCUGUGAUAUCUGGGGCCUGGGCUGUGUAUUGUACGAGACGGUCACACAAAAUUGCCUCCCUUUGGGCCAAGGUUUUAUUGGCCAACUAGCUGCGCGCGCCGACGAGGCGCCGUGGCUCGCCCUCCGAGCGCAGCUUCUACAGCACUUUGCACUCGCGGUUCAACACGCCGAGUGUCGUGACCCCACCAUCGGCCGGGACACCGUGCGCCUUUGCAAGCAACAACUUGGGGUUCUGCUUACACAGAUGUGGGCAGAAGACUGCCGAUUGCGGCCCCCAGCAGCCGACAUUCUGGCCCAGCUCCCGUCUCGCUUUCAACUCCGUGUCGCCCCACCUGCCUAA
Monosiga brevicollis MX1 is the source of this 2337-nucleotide messenger RNA. RefSeq lists its product as uncharacterized. Gene Ontology annotation, molecular function: ATP binding; protein kinase activity. The transcript is spliced from 2 exons. NCBI's taxonomy places the organism in Eukaryota, Choanoflagellata, Craspedida, Salpingoecidae. Gene Ontology annotation, biological process: protein phosphorylation. The coding region runs from base 1 to 2337 and encodes 778 amino acids. The record is from RefSeq and is a predicted model, not a curated record.